This is a messenger RNA of Chondrus crispus (carragheen), 234 nucleotides long. RefSeq lists its product as hypothetical. The coding region runs from base 1 to 234 and encodes 77 amino acids. The record is from RefSeq and is a predicted model, not a curated record. Lineage: Eukaryota; Rhodophyta; Florideophyceae; Gigartinales; Gigartinaceae. The transcript has a single exon.
AUGGUCACAGUUCCGCUUCUCCAACAGCGUGCGACUGUGUCUUCGUUUAUUGCGCGGGGCUUCUCCUCACCGCCGCUUACUUUCGCUCGAGAGAGCUUGCGUGGAAUGCAACUUGCGGUUCGCAUCGGUCGCGAAACGAAACCGCGCCCUCUGGCUGAUGAAACGAAGGGGUCCUCUCCGAUAUCGGAGACAGAGCUUGCCACGUCAGCACGUGCGCCAAGCCGGAUGCGAUAG